AUGACUUUAAGCGAGAAGUAUGUGCUAGGCGCAAACAACCGGGGACCAUUACUUACCCCUGGCGAUGGGGGUUCGGGGCUCGAAAAGCUAGAUUCAGCAGGGGGACGCUCACUCACCAGAACACCUACACGCACUGAAAAGUUCCGUCGCCAUUGGAAACGAUUCUGGCUCUUUUACUGCAUUGGCAAUGUUAUUUUCCUUGCAAUAUUCCUUCCAAUCUUCUUCCUUGUAGUUAUUCCUGCAAUCGCGCAAUUGGUUCUCAACAAGUCUGAUCUCGUACUUAUCAAUGCAACGGUAAACCAACCGAAGCCAGAUUCGGUUAUAAUGACUUUGGAAACGAAAGUCGAUUUGAAGCUUGCAAUUCCGGCUCGGAUUGAGAACCUUACAUUAGCCCUCUUUGAGCGCGCCUACGGUGUCAAUGAUGCCUACGCCUCUAUCACCAUCCCCGGCCAGACGAUCAAAGGCAAUCACAGUAUGGGCGUGACGGAUCAAUACACGCCAUUACAAAAUAUGACAGCCUGGGAGGACUUUGUCCAUCAGGUCGUCUUCGAGAAGGAAGCCUCCCUGGCGAUAGCGGGUCAGACCAACGCUUAUCUAGGGGUUCUGAAGUCCCACGUCAACUUGAACAAAAAUAUUGUCACACCCACGUUGAAUCAGUUCAAUGGUUUCGGUAUUUCCGACGCCACCCUCGUCCUCCCUGCCGAAUCUGACGGAACAAACCUAAUCGGUAACGCGACGCUCCCCAACCCCUCAGUGAUCACCCUCGAAAUUGGCACAAUCAUCCUGGAUAUCAAAGCUGGAGACCUGGUCAUUGGAAACGCGACACUAGAGGACGUGACACUCAGACCAGGCGACAAUGUCCUUCCAUUGCGAGGAGUUCUCGACCUCACAACUGUGAUCAAGAAUCUGGCGGCCGUAAUCAAAGCAGAAGCAUCCGCUAUCAAAGCCGGGAACCUCACUAUUAACGCCGUGACAACCUCGAUUGUCUGGAAUGGUACUUUGGUGCCGUAUUAUACCGAUAUUCUCAAGGAGCUUACCCUGACGGCGUCUAUUGGUCUGGGCGCUGUUCUGAAGAAUACUAUCAGCUACCUCAAGUCUGAGGGGAAUCUGACGGAUGUUUUGAAGAAUAUUACUGGGGAUAUGAACUUGAGUUCUGUCACUUCUCGGUCUCUUGAUGAGAAUAUGCGUGGUCCUGUCGAUCUCUCUGGAUUUAUGAGGGAGAAUCUGCAUGUCAGGGACAUGUUCAAGGAUGUUGAUCCAGAUGAACGAGACUUGAUUAUUGACUCAUUAGCUUCGAUAUACCCUGAGAUUUGA
Messenger RNA from Penicillium pulvis, 1314 nucleotides. Its product is annotated as DUF3712 domain-containing protein. The transcript has 3 exons. Gene Ontology annotation, cellular component: fungal-type vacuole membrane. The coding region runs from base 1 to 1314 and encodes 437 amino acids. The record is from RefSeq and is a predicted model, not a curated record. Lineage: Eukaryota; Fungi; Ascomycota; Eurotiomycetes; Eurotiales; Aspergillaceae.